Fusarium coffeatum is the source of this 258-nucleotide messenger RNA. RefSeq lists its product as uncharacterized. The transcript has 2 exons. The coding region runs from base 1 to 258 and encodes 85 amino acids. The record is from RefSeq and is a predicted model, not a curated record. NCBI's taxonomy places the organism in Eukaryota, Fungi, Ascomycota, Sordariomycetes, Hypocreales, Nectriaceae.
AUGAAGAUUUCUACCAUCGCCCUCUUCGUCUUCGGAGCUGCUGCCGCUGUGCCCUCCAACAAGGCCCCCGCGAAGCCUGUCGAGGUAGCCAGCACCAACGAAAAGGCCGCCUGCUCCAUCCAGUGCACUUUGUGGAACCGAAGCUGCCUCAAUCGCCCCUGGUCCUACUCUUGCGAUGACCGCGGCAACUUUCGCCGUCGCGCCUGGCACCCUGACUGUGAUAAGUACUGCUGGUGCAAGUGCGACUCCAAGGCCUAA